Messenger RNA from Folsomia candida, 2527 nucleotides. RefSeq lists its product as uncharacterized. Gene Ontology annotation, biological process: triglyceride biosynthetic process. Lineage: Eukaryota; Metazoa; Arthropoda; Collembola; Entomobryomorpha; Isotomidae. Gene Ontology annotation, cellular component: plasma membrane. The transcript is spliced from 6 exons. Bases 774 to 2450 code for a protein of 558 amino acids. The record is from RefSeq and is a predicted model, not a curated record. Gene Ontology annotation, molecular function: diacylglycerol O-acyltransferase activity; long-chain-alcohol O-fatty-acyltransferase activity.
AGUGAAUUAUGUAUAUGUAUAUACAUAACGUAUGUAUGUAUUUAUGUAUGAGAUGUACUAUGUGCCUUAUGUACUCCUAAUCGCCACAUGACAUUGCUUUGGAAUUUGUUUCUGUGUAAUUUUGUUGAUGUUUUUUUGUUGAAUUUUCUCAUGCAAAGACUUAUGGGGGUCAAUAGCUUAGAAUUAUGUCCACCAAAAAGAAAUUAAAAACAUUUUAAUCGACCAGAAAACCAUAUUUUGAAUGUCACGGAAAACGGAGUAAGUAAAAAUUUAAAUGCUAUUCAUAUCCUGGAAGUGUUAAAAAAUCUAAUUUGAUGACAAUACAUUCUGACUAAUCUAACAAACUCCAAAUGCACAAUGCAAUAAAACGAAACAUGACAAUGAAGCCGACCUUUAAGGAUAUUUAGACUGGUCGAUUUUGAGAAAAUUUACCAUAUCACGCAACUUAAGGUAAUAAUCACAUUAAAUGUAAUUCGGAAGUCUUGGUUUCAUUGCGUGAUCACUCGAUACUUAUUUUUAUAAUGAACACACACACACAUUAUUUAACGAUUUGCAUCUAAUCUUUGCAUGGAAUGGUAUGGAAGCAUAUUCGCAAAUUUAUAUUUUUCACACUCAAUAACUCAUUAUUUGAAGCGGUACAAAUUACCAGAGUGCACACAUAUGCUAUUUUUUUAAAUAAAGUAAAAAUUAUUUAGUAUCUACAAAUUAUAUGACUUUAACCUAUCUAGCACAGUCAAGCUUCGCAUCGUGUGCAGGUUACAUUAACGAUCGCAAUGUCGCAAAUCCUCAGAGGAUCUCUACUUCGCUGUCUCCCAUUCAUCAUAAUCAUCCCCCUCGCUCUUGUCGUCAUCCCGUGUUCUUUCCUCCUUUACCUUCCAUUUCUCAUCUACCGACAACUAGUGAUCCAAUGGGUGGCUUUAUUUAACCGUGACACUCUUGGAAAGAUUUUGACAACUCGGUCAAGUUUGCUCAUUGCGGACAAAAUAACUACGAGUCCUCGAUUUGCACUGGUUUCCUUCAUGGUGUUGGAGGGUGUCGUAGACAUUGAUCAUUUUAGGACAGUGUUUCAACAAAGAAUUUUAGAAUUAUUGAUUGAUCCGGAAGAUGUGACGGGACCAGGUGGGAAAACGUUGAGAUAUCCAGAACUUUCUCAGGGAUUUUCUUAUUUUGGAGGGUUUGGAUUUUGGAAGAAACUCGACAGUAUUGAUAUCAGAGAAUUAAUUUACUUUUACAAUGAUGACGAAAUUGGUCCUACAACUUGCGAAACUGCUUCAGAUUUUACAAAAAAACUGUGCUUUAAGCCAUUCCCGAAAGACAAACCACUUUGGGAAAUGGUAGUUUAUCCGAAUUUUAUCCCCGACCCCAAUAUUACCUCGGGUAUUUUACCAAACACUAAAUACACUGGAGUUUCUAUGCGCUGUCAUCACGGUCUAGCUGACGGGUUUUCUCAAUUCCGAGCCUUUCAAGCAAUGUCGACGUUAGGAGACACGUUCAAGUACAUCAAACCCUCCGAUUACACCAACAAAAAAUCUGGAAAUAAUAACCAAGCAAAAUCUUGUUGCUCCGGAUUUGCAAGAAAUGUUGCAUUGGUGUGUAAAAUGCUGUUUGAGUUGUCGCAAGCGAUAGUUAGAACACCAUUAUUGUUGGAAGACUGGAACGAAGUAAAAAAUAGAAAUUUCAAGAAAGUUCAACUGGAUAAGAACCGGAAGAGCAACCAGGAAAGUGACGACUUGUUGAAUGCAUGCAACGAUAAGCCGACAAAGUAUUUGUCCAGGUUUUCGUGCGACCCUUCUCGCAACUUCCCAAUAACAGAAAUAUCUGGAAUAAAAAAAGCUCAUUGUGUGAGUGGUACAGCGGUUUUGUAUUCUGCAAUCGUCGCUGCAGCGAGAAACACGAUAUUUUCAGAUAAAAUUCCUGAAAAUGUUCUGGUGGUCACUCCUCUUCCACUUCCGGGAGCGAGUGGAAAAUUGCGCAACCACAUAACGAUGGGGGCAGUUAUUGUUCCCUUUUCGGAGGAAAACCCCAUAAAAAGACUGCUCGAAAUGGACAAAAAAUUUCAAAACUUGAAGAACUCCACAAUGCCACUUGUAAAUGCCAUCAUGAUGAAGGCAGUUGGUGCACUUCCAUCAUUUCUUGUGUAUUUCAUACUGGGGCGAAUAUAUCAGAGCACGAGUUUUAUUACGGUGUCUAAUUUGGCUGGACCCACAACUCCGAUCGAUUUUGGAGGAUAUCCGGUACUCGAUUUCCUGUUCAGUUCUGGAGCGUCAGUUGGAACAAAUGUUCUCACAGUGUCACUAUUAUCAGUGUCUGGAAACAUCAGGGUGGGUGUUGGAGCUGAUAAACAGAUUAUCGAGUCAGACGAAAAGUGUCAAGAGUUUACAGAAAACUUUUUCAAAGAGUUGACAUUUUACAAAAAUAGUAUUAAUUUCGAGACGUCCGAUAGUGUCUGAUAUUCUUAUGUACAUAUUAGUCUAAUGUAUGCGUGAGUCAUAAAUGCGUAAUAAAGAAGUACUCCUCUACCAUGAAA